GCCAGCCCCGGCCUGACCCCCUCCUUUCCUCCCCUCCCGCCAGCAUGGCCCGCACCAUCCAAAAGCACCAGCACCUGCUCGCGCUCCUGGAGAGCCUGGAGACUGGGAAGCCCAUUGGGGAGGCCCGGGCCCGGGCCCUGCCCCUGGUCAUCCGACAUUUCUACCAUCACGCUGGCUGGGCCCAGCUCAUGGGUACUGAGCUGCGGGACUGGAAAUCCCUGGGUGUGGUCGCUUGUGUGGUUACCUGGAAUUCCCCCUUGCUGCUGCUGGCCUGGAAAAUCUGCCCAGCUCUGGCUAUGGGGAACACGGUGGUUCUCCUCCCACCCCCCCACGCCCGGCUCUCUGCCCUGCUGCUGGCCGAGCUGGGGGCCCAGGCUGGGCUGCCCCCCGGGGUGCUGCAGGUGCUGACGGGGGAGGAGGCGCUGGCUCUCUGUGGGCUCUGA
Pelodiscus sinensis (Chinese soft-shelled turtle) is the source of this 443-nucleotide messenger RNA. The record is from RefSeq and is a predicted model, not a curated record. NCBI's taxonomy places the organism in Eukaryota, Metazoa, Chordata, Testudines, Trionychidae.